AUGCACAAGCGCCGUGCUGCCCGCCCAGCAGCCGCACGGCCCAGCGGUGCCAAGGCGGCCGUUGCUCAGGCGUCGCAGCUGACGUCGCGGGCCUUGUGUGCACUGCUGCGUACUGCUGAUUCGUCGCUGCUCGAGGACGAUGGCGGCGAUGGACGCAGCUUGCUGCUGCCCGAGCUGAGACUGAGCAUCGCGCGCCCGUCCGAGCUCUCGUUCGAGGAGCAGGACGCACUCUUCGCGCUGCUCGAGACGAACAUGCGAGCUCUGUACGAGACGUCGAAGAGCGGCUGGGAUGCGGCCGAGAAGCGCGGCGAGAUGUACGACCCAGCAAGUCGCUUCCUGCUGCUGCGUCCUCGCGACGCGGGCGUUGCCUCGACGCUUGGCGGCUUCCUGCUCUUCCGCUUCGAUACGGAGCGCUGCGCCAUAGCCGAUCCCGAUGGGCGCGCUGGCGGGCUCGUGGAAGUCGGCUACUGCUACGAGCUGCAAGUCGACGCAGCCUCUCGCGGCGCCGGGCUUGGCAAGGUGCUGAUGCGGCACUUCGAGGCGCUGGCACUGCACGCCGGCAUGCGCAAGACGAUGCUCACCGUGUUCACGAGCAACGAGUGCGCAAGGCGCUUCUACCGGCACAUCGGGUACGGCGAGGACGCCAUCACGCCGGCCCGCACCCUGGGCCCUGGCGAGAGCCUCUCGGACUACGACUACGAGAUCCUGAGCCGCCCCCUGGACUGGCGCGGGUCUAGGUGAGGCUGAGAGGCGCUCCUGCUCGCUGCAGCGCCGCGCCUCGCCGCGCGCUCCACGCGCCCGCUGCAUGCACCGCGCCUGCUGCGACGCUGCGUCCGUUGCGCGCCGCUGCGCCGGCGCUCUGCGAUGGAAUCCACGAUCCUUCUUCUCCUCGAACACCUCGCAGCGAACACACAGAUACUUGCGUCCAGCUCGCGACAAGAGCUUUUGCAGCGCGCCGCAGCUUGGAUAUCGCAGAGGCCUUGUCCGCAGCGCAGAUGCUCGGGUGCACUUCGGCGAUCUGCGGCUGGCUGCCGCGGCAGGAUGGCCGCACC
This is a messenger RNA of Tilletiopsis washingtonensis, 1052 nucleotides long. RefSeq lists its product as hypothetical. The coding region runs from base 1 to 741 and encodes 246 amino acids. NCBI's taxonomy places the organism in Eukaryota, Fungi, Basidiomycota, Exobasidiomycetes, Entylomatales. Gene Ontology annotation, molecular function: protein N-terminal-serine acetyltransferase activity; histone H2A acetyltransferase activity; histone H4 acetyltransferase activity. The record is from RefSeq and is a predicted model, not a curated record. The transcript is spliced from 6 exons. Gene Ontology annotation, cellular component: nucleus.